AGAUACCUAGCAUGGUCGGGCUGUUGCGGCUGCCUUCAACCACCACACGUCCCACCAAAGCAAUCAAGAUGGCCUCCAAGACCCCAGUCCUGACCGACAAGGCACCCAAGCCGCUGCCUGGCAUUUACAGCCAGGCCAUCAAAGCAAAUGGCUUUGUCUUUGUGUCCGGCGCCGUGCCUAUGGACGCGACCACGAUGCAGAUAAUCGAUGGUGAUAUCCAGGCCCAUACGCACCAAUGCAUCAAGAAUCUGACCGCCAUCCUGGAGGAGGCCGGUUCGAGCAUCGACAAGGUCGUCAAGGUCAACGUCUUCCUGUCCAACAUGGACGAUUUCGCCGCCAUGAACGAGAUCUACUGCCAAUACUGGGGAGACGUCAAGCCCUGCCGAACCUGUGUGGCCGUCAAGACCCUUCCCCUUAACGUCGAUGUCGAGAUUGAGUGCAUCGCCACCUACUAGGUGGCGCUCGGAGUGAGCCUGAAGGAGUUUAACAGGCAAACCUAACCAACCAGGUUUUACAAACGAUGGCCAGCCCAAUUCGUACAUAAAAGCUUGCCUGCCUGUUCAAUUUUAUUUCAACUUCAAUCUUCGUUUGCCUGGGCGGCAUGCUCGUUCUUGCCAUUUCCGUUUUUUUGCGCGAUACAAGCGCUAUUUUUCAAGGCAAAACCACUGCCCCCAAAUCUGGUUGAUAGUGCAUCCCACCUAAUGCCGUGCUGAUAGAGUAAUAGCGGGGACGGGGAAUGGAUUCCCUCACCAAACCUAAACAAGGAAAGGUCGAGGGAAACAAGCAGAGCGGAGCAACUUGCAUGUCACUCCCGUAAUCCUAUCCUCCUCCCAAAGAUCUACCCUUCAAGCCCAAGUAGUCCGACCCUGUCCCCUCCCGUGUCCGGAUCCAUCAUCCAUUCCAUUUCCUUGGGCC
Gaeumannomyces tritici R3-111a-1 is the source of this 915-nucleotide messenger RNA. Its product is annotated as endoribonuclease L-PSP. NCBI's taxonomy places the organism in Eukaryota, Fungi, Ascomycota, Sordariomycetes, Magnaporthales, Magnaporthaceae. Bases 12 to 455 code for a protein of 147 amino acids. Gene Ontology annotation, molecular function: deaminase activity. Gene Ontology annotation, cellular component: cytosol; mitochondrion. The transcript is spliced from 3 exons. The record is from RefSeq and is a predicted model, not a curated record.